AUGGAUCGAGCCCUGGAGCCUGGUCCAAUAAGCCGCCCCUCUCCGGUUGGCUGGAGGAAGCCUUGUCCGUCCAUUCUAUCAAUCAUCCUUGCUGCAGGAACAAGGCAUGGGAGGUUCCAACGAUGGAAACCUGACCAGGGGGGAUCUGGCUCCGGGACUGUCCGACCAGUGCAGAAGUUUGGCCCAUCGUGGGUGCUUCUUCUGGUAGAUAUUGCCAGAAGAAAGCUGGCUGAGCUUUGCGUUUGUUCCAGACGCUUUUCGAUCCCAGAUCAAAUACUUGGUUCGAUGUCCUGGGUCAUUGAUUGA
Messenger RNA from Pochonia chlamydosporia 170, 306 nucleotides. RefSeq lists its product as hypothetical. Lineage: Eukaryota; Fungi; Ascomycota; Sordariomycetes; Hypocreales; Clavicipitaceae. The transcript has a single exon. Bases 1 to 306 code for a protein of 101 amino acids. The record is from RefSeq and is a predicted model, not a curated record.